AUGGCCAUGUCCGCGUCCGAAGCGGCAGCUGGACUGGCAAGCAGUGAUGAGGAUUCUCUGCCCAUUGGCAGCCAAUUGAAUGCACAACGCGACUAUAGCGAUGCUCGACUGGAGCGUGUGGCUGCCUAUACCACGACCACAAUGCGCCUCAAACCGGACAAGUGGGCCAGAAUGAUGGCCAGCGAUGAGUUCCGGAACGUUGUUUUAGACUGGCUGCAUGGGCGCACACGGGUUUUGGUCAUGACGCUGAGUCCCGGCGCUGAACUAGUGCCCCGCAGCUGUGUGAGCGACUUGUAUCGCAACUACACUACACUACAAAGCACUAUAAAGCAACAGCAGCAACAGCCGGCCAGCAAUGAUGCAACUGUCACGGCUGCUGUUGCGGUAGCAGCGGCAACAACUGCAGGCGCCUUGCUGGUGGUACCAAUGCCGCCGGCCUCGUCCAGCUUUAGCACUUUGGACGGUGUGCCGCGUGGCAAGUGCGCCUAUUUUAUACGCCAGAAUGUGGGCGUGCCUCUGACAGCUGCCAAUUUCCAGAGCUGUGUACUCUAUGGUGACUUUCCGGUACAUAGCAAAAUUGAGACAAUGUCGCUGCUGGUGGACGAGGUGCUGCAGCCGCUGCUGGAGCAGGGUGAGCGCAAGUGGCCGCUGUCAGUGCGCAAGGAUCUGCAGGCGCGCAUCAAAGACGUACGCAACACGCUAACCGAGAUUAAGGGCAAAACCAACAAUCGCACAAUUUUAUCGUUAUUAGUUUCGCCAACAGUUGUGCAGGAAGUCUACGCACACGUGCAGCAGGGCAAUUUAGCCGUCGCUUUGGAGCCGAAAUUCCGCAAUUUGCUGGAAGAGAUGUUCAUUAAUUGGACCACACAAAUGCAUGACAUAGUAAUGGAGCGCUCCGAAUCAAGCAGUCAGCUGGCCACAGGCCAAGCCGCAAGUGCGCCUGGCAAGCAUCUUAAUUUGGUGUCGCUGCCCGCACAAGAGAUUGCCUUCUGGACAAAUCGCAAGCUCAAUCUGCAAAAUAUUUACGACCAACUGCGCGAGCCAAUGCACAAGCAACUGGCGCACAUACUGGAGCGCAUUGAGUCUGUCUACUAUGAGCCGUAUGCCAAGGCAUUUCGCCAGCUACUCGCCGCCUGGCUGGAGGCGCAGGAUGUUUCGCUUUGGCUGCAGCCAUUGCUGCGUCAAACUGCCGCCUUCAACUCGGUGCAGUUUAGCAAUGCACAAGAGUUGAUAGCGCCACUAGUGCACGUUCUGCAUCUUAUCUGGAGCAAUGCGCGCUACUAUCGCAGCACACAGCGUAUGAGCGUGUUGUUGCAAUGUAUCUGCAACAUGCUGGUGCACUGCGCCGCCGAGGAUUUGGAAUUCCCCAUGCUAUUUCAAGGCGAUGCCGAUGAAGGCUUGCAGCGCAUCAAAAAAACUGCCGAAGUGCUGGAGUUUUUCAGACAGCGUAUGUUGCAUUAUAAAGAACGUUAUGGCAGCAGUCGAGUGCUGCUGCCAGCUUUGCCAGCAACUGAGGCAGCAGCAGCAGCAGCCGUAGUAGCAACUACCAGCAGCAGCAGCAGCAACACACCCGAUGAACAGUCGCAGCUAUGGCGCUUCUCAAGCGAGCAAGUGUUUGGGCCCACACUGGAUGGCUUCCUGGCUCAACUAACGGAACUGCGCGUGCUGUUUGAAGCUGCGGUUCAAUUUCAACAGCUCGAGAAGCUGGAAAUUGGCGGUCUGCGUGGCAAGCUACUAACAGAGCGUAUUAAAGCGAUUUUUGCUGAAUUCAAGCUGCUCUUUGAGCAAUGGACCAAUGUGGACAUUGAUCUGACGGCGCCAGCGGCUCACAAAUGGAAAUGUUUCAAGCGUGAGCAAGUCAUCUUCUUUGGACGCAUGCAGCUGCUGGAACAGAAAUUGGCUACCGUGUUGCUGCAGGCCUUUGAACAGUGCCACAGUUGGAUGCAAUUGCUCAAGCUGACGCACAUGUUUGGUUGUCUGCUGCAGCGCAAUACGGUGCUUUGCGAAUUGGUGCGACUGUUGCCACAUCUACUGCAAAUAUACGACGAUGAGUUGCAGCAGCUGGAACGCAGUGUGGCAGAUGUGCUGGUAAUCUAUCAAUUCGAAGGUGUUACUGCGGUGCCGUUGCCUGACAACUUUCCACCCGUUGCCGGCGCCAUGAUGUGGCUGGAUCAACAUUUGCGGCGCUGCGAUGACUUUUCAGCAAAGGAACUUACUGAACUUAUACAGCGCAUGUUAGCGCAACGACCGGAGCACAUAACGCUGCCAGUGGAGUGGAAAACAUUAUCCACGCGUCGCAAUCUAUUAACCACCAAGCUAUGCAAUUUGCAAAUGAAAAUCUGGAACAAUUGGCAGCAAUGCAUUGGCAAGCAAAUAGCGCAGGGCUUAGCCGAGCCAGUGUUCACACAGGAUGCAGCUGGUGCAGUAUUGAAUCUGAACUUUGCUCAGGCAUUGUUUAUGCCACUACGAGAGGCCAACUAUUUGCUGGCGCUGCAGAGCUCGGGCAGUCUGUCGGAGAAGCUGUUCCAAGUGCCUGCCGAGCUGCUGGAGCUGUAUGCACAGCGAGAUGCGUAUUGGCAGCGACGCAUAAGGCUAAUUAAAAUUGGCGAGUACUACAAUGGCAUACGCAGCAGUCAAAGCGCAGCUGCUGAGCUGCAGUUAAUUGGCGAUGAACUGACCACAGUGGAUGCUGCUGUUGCCUUGGCUUGUGAGCAGCUUACCUGGAUCAGCUAUGAUGAGCCGCUCGUCGAUCAAAUAUUCGAUAAGUCGCGCGGCUUGUUUGCACGACUGCAACAGGCGCAGGAUAAUCUGAACGCAAUUUUGACCAGCAUGCGACGCUGGAGCUUGGAGCCGCUGCAUCAGCGCAGUCUCUAUGGCCGUAAUCUGCUGGACUUGCGUCAUCAGCAGGAACGCGUGCGGCUGCGAUUGCUGCAAUGCGAUGAAACUAAAAUGCUGCUAAAUCGGCUGCUGAUUGCAAAUUUCUGUUUGUUCUUCAACUAUGAAACGCAGCAGUUUCAAUUGUAUUCGCGUGACCUCAGCGUGCAAGAGUUUGUGCGCGAGUUUCCAGAGGAGCAGCGUCGACAGUAUGGCAAAUACUUGGCCAAUGUUGAUGCGCUGAUUUGUCGUGAAGUGCGCCAGGCCAUGCGGAUCAGUUUAGAGUAUUUGCACAAGGAAAUGACAGGAGUAACAACAGCAGCAGCACCAGCAGCAGCAGCUCCAACUUCAAGCACGGCCUUGCCAAACAUGGCAAGGUUAGUGCUACAACAAAUCACAAUGCCGCAAGCGACAGCAACAAUAAUGCCAACGCCAACAACAGCAGCAACAACAGCAACAGCAGCAACACAAGUUACAGAGACACCCACAACGGGGCAACACGAUGCACCGCUUUUCGAAGUAAAAUUGGAGCUGACGGAAACGGAAAUACGUUUUUCGCCUGCAUUUGAUGCAAGUGUGGAAAAUAAUUUUCAACAAAUUGUCGAGCAGCUGUUGCUGGAUAUAAAACAGACAUGCGACUGCAUGCCAAGAAUUGUGUCUGACAAUACGCUGUCUGAGGACGAUGAGGAGGAGGAGCAGCCAGAGCAUAGCACGCACAGCUUGCUGGCAGUGGCAAGGACAUGCGCCAGCUCCACUCAUGCCGCAGUCGAUGAUUUGGAUAUGCUAUGCGCGGCAAUACGCGCUGCUCUGGCGCAGACUAUAGAGUCUGCAUUGAAUUAUGCUGCCAAAUUCCACGCCUAUGCGUUCCUUUGGUCACAGCAAUGUGGCGCCGUUCUGGCCGCCUGCAUGCAAACAGCGCGUGAACAGGCGGCAACCAACAGCAGUGGUGCGGGCUAUGCCAUCAUGGAGACGUUCAAGAAGGAGAUCGAACGCUAUAAUGAGCUACACGAUGCCAUUGAUCAGUGCGAGAGUCGUCGUUGCAUUAAUGGCUGGCUUGCCUUAGAUCUGAAGCCACUCAAGCAUGGACUGCUGAAUCUAACAUGCAAGUGGUCGCAUUUGCACAAGCGCUGGCUGCUGCGCUAUGUGCAGUGCACAUUGCAGGACCUGAAUGCGUUUAUAGCGCUGGGCCAGCAAACGCUGCAGCUGCAUAUUGCACGGCAGGACUUCAAAGCGCUGCUACGCGUGCUCUCCAUUAUGGCGGACAUCAGGCAACGCGAACCGUAUGCCGAUAAUGUUUUCAAGCCGCUCAAAGAGAUAAUGCUGCUGCUGAAGACCUACAAUGUGGAGUUUGAGGCGCAGCUGCUGCGCAGCAUUGAGCAGCUGCCGAUGCAGUGGCAGCAACUGAAACAACAGGCGCUGGCCAAGCACGAGGCGCUCGAGGAUACGCGUGGCUUUCAGCAGCGGCGCGUUGCAGCACUCAUUGGCCUGCAUACGUGCCACAUGCGGCAUUAUGCCAAACAGUUCCAAUGCAUGCCGUUUUUUCGUGUGCCUUGUCCGUCCGUCUAUGAGAGCUGUGAUGAGGUCUAUGUGCAGCUGCAUCGCUUUGGCUGCCAGCAACGUUGCUAUACGCACUGGGCGCAGCUACUGGACAUUGGGCAGCCCGAUACGGCCACACUGGAGCACUGCCGUACACAGCUACGGCGUGUCAAGCAAUUGUGGGACUUUGUGCGCGUCAUUGAAUCCUGCAUUGUUGACUGGCAUGCAACGCCCUGGCUGCAUAUUGAUACCGAUGAUGUGGAGCACGAAUGCAAGAAAUUCACACGCGACCUGCGCACCCUAGACAAGUGCAUCAGAGACUGGGCACCCUAUGUGCAUAUUGUGGGUGUGCUGCGUGAGCUCGUUGCCUCGCUGCGAGCCAUCACCGAGCUACAAAAUCCAGCAAUUACCGACAGACACUGGCUCGAGCUGAUGCAACUAACCAAGCUGACGUACAAAACCAAUGCGUCGACAACACUGGUGCAGCUAUUGAGGCUGCAGCUGCAGCAGCAUGAGGAGGACAUCAAGAACACUGUGGAUCGCGCCAUCAAAGAGAUGACCGUAACCAAGGUGCUGGACGAUAUUAAUGCAACGUGGGCGCAUUUGGAAUUUGAAUUGGAACCGCAUCAAAGGCGACCGCAGCUGCUGUUGCUGAAGGUAUCGGAGGAGCUGAUUGAAACGCUGGACGACAAUCAAAUGCAAUUACAAAAUAUAUCCACAUCCAAGCAUAUUGAAUAUUUGCUGGACAAGCUCAGUCAUUGGCAGCGUGUGCUCAGCGGCAUUGAUAACCUCAUAGUUAAUUGGUUCGAGGUGCAGCGCAAAUGGAUCUACUUGGAGUGCAUUUUUAUAGGCUCCAGCGAUAUACGUUCGCAGCUGCCAGCGGAUGCGGAACGCUUUGAACGCAUCGAUGUGGACUUUACGCAGCUGCUGGCGAAAAUUACGCAAAUACGUGUGGUUAUUGAGGUGGUGCUGCGGCAUGAGGAUGUGCUGGCCACGUUGCUGGAGUUGCAGCAACGUUUGGCUGUUUGUGAGAAGGCGCUGAAUGAUUAUUUGGAAACGAAGCGUUUAGCCUUUCCACGUUUCUAUUUCAUUUCCUCCGCUGAUUUGCUGGACAUUCUCUCCAAUGGCAACAAUCCGCAGGUUAUCAAUCGUCAUCUCAUCAAACUAUUUGAUUCUAUUUUGCGUCUGCAAUACGAAACAAACACCACGCACGCCUUGGGCAUGCACUCGAAGGAGAACGAUGAGUAUGUGGCCUUUGCCUCCAGCCUGGAGCAGUAUCCCUACAUUGACUGCAGCGGUCGCGUCGAGCUCUGGCUGCGCGCCAUUAUUCAGCAAAUGCGCAGCACUCUUCAUGAGCUUUUCCGUCGUGCUUUGUGCGCCUUUGCGGAUAAAUCACGCGACUUGUGGCUUUAUGAUUGGCCUGCUCAGGUGGCGCUUUGCUGCAGCCAAAUCAGCUGGACGGCGGAUGUGAAUCGCUCCUUUGCGCACAUGGAGGAGGGUUAUGAGGGUGCCAUGAAGGAACUGCACAAGCGUCAAAUAGCUCAACUCAAUGCUUUGAUCAAUCUGCUGCUGGGCGAGCUUUCGCCUGGCGAUCGACAAAAGAUCAUGACCAUCUGCACCAUUGAUGUGCAUUCUCGUGAUGUCAUUGGCAAGAUUAUUACCACCAAAAUGGACAACUCGUUGGCAUUUCAGUGGCAGAGUCAGCUGCGCCAUCGUUGGGAUGAUGAUCAAAGUGGCAGCUCCAGCGGUGGCGCCACCAUUAGCGCUGGCAGCGGCGAAGAGGAUUGCUUUGCCAAUAUAUGCGAUGCCGAGUUCCGUUAUGCCUACGAGUAUUUGGGCAAUACUUCCAGAUUAGUCAUCACACCUUUAACCGAUCGCUGCUACAUUACCUUGACUCAGUCACUGCAUCUGGUAAUGGGUGGCGCGCCAGCUGGACCUGCGGGCACUGGUAAAACGGAGACGACAAAGGAUCUGGGACGAGCGCUGGGCGUAAUGGUUUAUGUCUUCAACUGUUCGGAGCAAAUGGACUACAAAUCUUGCGGCAACAUUUACAAAGGCCUGGCCCAGACCGGCGCAUGGGGCUGCUUUGAUGAGUUCAAUCGCAUCUGCGUGGAGGUCCUGUCCGUGGUGGCCGUGCAAGUGAAGACCAUACAGGAGGCGAUAAAGAUGCAUAAAACCCAAUUUAUCUUUAUGGGCGAGCGCAUCGCGCUGGAGCCGUCGGUUGGCAUUUUUAUCACCAUGAAUCCAGGCUAUGCUGGCCGCACGGAGCUGCCGGAAAACCUGAAAACAUUGUUUCGCCCGUGCGCCAUGAUUGUGCCGGACUUUGCUUUGAUUUGUGAGAUUAUGUUAAUGGCCGAAGGCUUUCUCGACGCUCGCCUGCUGGCACGCAAAUUUAUCACGUUGUAUACGCUGUGCAAGGAGCUGCUAUCCAAGCAGGAUCACUACGACUGGGGACUGCGCGCCAUCAAGUCGGUGCUGGUGGUGGCGGGCACGCUGAAGCGCGACGACCACAGCCGACCCGAGGAUCAGGUGUUAAUGCGUGCGCUGCGUGACUUCAACAUACCCAAGAUUGUAACCGAGGAUGUUUCGAUAUUUAUGGGCCUGAUUGGCGACCUCUUUCCCGCCCUCGAUGUGCCACGCAAACGUGUGUUUGAGUUUGAGAAAACCAUACGACGUGCGGUGAAUGAAAUUAAGCUGCAGCCAGAGGAGGGUUUCCUGAUGAAGGUGGUGCAGCUGCAGGAGCUGCUCGAUGUGCGUCACUCGGUGUUUAUCGUGGGCGAUGCGGGCACGGGUAAAACCAAAAUCUGGCAAACACUGCGUGAAACUUAUCGCAUGCAAAAGCUCAAGCCGGUGUGCCAUGUGCUCAAUCCCAAGGCGCUGUCCAAUGAUGAGCUCUUCGGCAUUGUGAAUCCCACAACACGUGAGUGGAAGGACGGACUAUUCUCAUCCAUAAUGCGUGAGCAGGCGAAUAUGCCGCCUGGCAAUCACAAGUGGAUUGUCUUGGAUGGCGACAUAGAUCCCAUGUGGAUUGAAAGCUUAAACACACUUAUGGAUGACAACAAGAUAUUGACGCUGGCCAGCAAUGAGCGCAUACCGCUGAAGCGUGAGAUGCGCUUGCUGUUCGAGGUGGGACAUCUGAAGGCGGCUACACCUGCAACUGUCUCCAGAGCGGGCAUAUUGUAUAUAAAUCCACAGGAUCUAGGCUGGUCGCCCUACGUUUCCUCCUGGCUGGAGACACGCGUCAAUAUGAUUGAGCGUGGCGCACUCACCACGUUCUUUGAGAAAUACUUUCCCGCUCUUAUGCAGCGUCAGCGCGACUUUCGACGCAUUACACCCAUCACAGACAUGGCCAUGAUACAGAUGAGCUGCCAUCUGCUCGAGUGCAUGCUGGAUACGGAUCAGCAGCAGUCUGCCAGCGGCGGCGGCGGCGGCAGCGCACGUGGCGCCGGCACGCAGCUGGGCCUAAGCUCACAUAGUCUGCAUCAUAGCGAGCAUAUGCAUGAGACUACGGAGCUGGCGCUGGAGACAAUAUUUGUGUAUGUUAGCAUGUGGAGCUUUGGCUCGGCUUUGCUGCAGGAUGUGCUCAUUGACUGGCGCCGUGAGUUUCACAAGUGGUGGACGGGCGAGUUUAAGGACAUUAAGCUGCCCAGUCAGGGCACCAUUUUCGAUUAUCAAUUGAAUUUGCAAACGUUGAAAUUUCAACGCUGGUGCGAGCUGCCCGCAGCAACGGAGCAGCAGCUGGACUUUCAAAUUGACUCGGAGCUGCCGCUGCAGAACGUGCUUAUUUCAACUGCAGAGACCGCACGCUUGGCCUACUUCCUCAAGCUACUCAUCGACCGCAAUCUCGCCUGCCUGCUGGUGGGCAGCUCGGGCUGUGGCAAGGGCGCCAUCUUCCGAGAGCUCUUCAGUAAAUAUGCCAGCGCACAGGAGCUGCUUGAAAUCGCCGUGACAGCUGUCAACGGCAGCCAGCAGCCAACAACGAGCGCAGCAGCAGCAGCUGCUUCUGUAACUGCAACAGCAAUUGGAGCUGCUGAGACGUCGACGAGCAAUGUUGACAACGUGCGACGCAAGUCUUCCUCGCUAACGCCGCUGCUGACCACUGUGCAGGCAACACACUUUAAUUUCUAUACUACAUCGGAGAUAUUCCAAAAGAUGCUCGAUCGACCGCUGGAAAAGAAAUCGGGACGUGUGUAUGCGCCCAGUGGACCCAAGCGACGUCUCAUAUACUUUGUCAAUGAUCUCAAUAUGCCUGAAGUGGAUGCCUAUGGCACAGUCCAGCCGCACACAAUUAUGCGCCAAUUCAUGGACUACAGACAGUGGUACGAUCGGCAACGACUGCAAUUGAAGGACAUACGGCUGUGUCAAUUUGCCGCCUGCAUGAAUCCCACAGCGGGCUCAUUCACCAUCGAUCCGCGUCUACAGCGACACUUUUGUGUGUUCUCCGUGGCCUCACCCAAUGAGGAGACGCUGCACUUUAUCUACAGCAGCAUUUUGAACAGUCAUCUGGAGCAGGCCGCACUUGGUUUCAGCAAAGAAAUACGCACGAUUGGCAACAUGUUGGUGCAAGUGGGAAUUGCACUGCAUCGACGUGUCGAAUACGCAUUCCUGCCUACAGCUAUUAAAUUCCACUAUAUAUUCAAUCUGCGCGAUCUGACGAACAUAUAUCAGGGUGUGCUGAACAGCGUGGGUGCGCCAGUGUCGGCGGGUGGUGCAGCAAGUGGCUACAGCGGCACUGUGUGCAGCAAACCCGCUGAGCUAAUGCGCUUGUAUGUGCAUGAGGCGUCGCGUGUGUAUCAUGAUCGCUUGGUGGAUCAGUAUGAUAUCAAAUCGUUCAAGUCUUCGAUUAGAGAUAUAUUCAAAAAGGAUUUCGAGGACUUUGAUGAGGAUUUUGUGUUUGCCGAGCCCUUGAUUUACUGUCACUUUGCGCAAUCGCUGGCGGAUCAAAAGUAUAUGCCUAUCAAAAGUUGGGAUGCGCUUUAUCAGCUGCUCAUGGAGGCGCAGUGCAGCUACAACGAUGUGGUGGGCUAUAUGAAUCUGGUGCUGUUCGAGGAUGCCAUGAUGCACACAUGUCGCAUUAAUCGCAUACUGGAGAGUCCACGCGGCAAUGCGCUGCUCAUAGGCGUUGGUGGCUCUGGCAAACAGACACUGGCGCGCUUGGCUGCGUUUAUCUCAUCGCUGAGCGUGGCGCAAAUACAAAUCAAACGUGGCUUUGGCCUGCAGGAUAUGAAGGAGGAAAUUGCCAGUCUUUAUAUGAAAGUCGGACUCAAGAGCGUUGCAUCGGUGUUUCUCAUCUCGGACGCGCAGCUGCCAGACGAAUCCAUACUAAUGCUCAUUAACGAUUUGCUGGCCUCUGGCGAAAUACCCGAGCUGUUUAAUGAUGAUCAACUGGAGACCAUAAUCAAUGGCAUACGCAACGAGGUCAAGCAGAGUGGCACACUCGAUACCAAGGAAAAUUGCUGGCGUUAUUUUGUAGAGAAAGUGCGACGUCUGCUGAAAGUUGUGCUCUGCUUUUCGCCAGUUGGCCAGACGUUGCGUAUACGCGCUCGAAAGUUUCCAGCCAUCAUCAGCCGCACGGCCAUUGACUGGUUCCACGAGUGGCCCCAAAGUGCUCUGCAAUCGGUCUCCCAAAAGUUUCUCAACGAAAUCGGAAAUAUACUGGAGGCCCAACUCAUACCGCCCAUCGGCCGCUUUAUGUCCUACGUACAUGGCACUGUGAAUCAGAUAUCGAAAAUUUAUCUACAGAAUGAAAAACGUUACAACUACACGACACCGAAAACAUUUCUCGAAUACAUUUUUCUCUACCGCAAACUGUUGGUUGACAAAACUGGUGAAUUCGCCCAACGCAUUGGACGCCUACAGAGCGGCAUGGCCAAGCUGGCGGAGUGUGCACGUCAAGUGGACACGCUUAAGCAUCAAUUGGCCAUACAAGAGGUGCAGCUGGCUGCCAAAAACGCUGCUGCCGACAAGUUGAUCGUUAUUGUGAGCGCUGAAAGCGAGAAAGUGAAGCGUGAACGCUUUAUCGCCUCCGAGGAGGAGAAACGUGUGCGCAUCAUAGAAGAAGAUGUUUCGAUUAAAACCAAAAUGUGUGAGGAGGAUUUGCGUCAAGCAGAGCCCGCUUUGGUGGCUGCGCAAGCGGCGCUGAAUACGCUGAACAAAAACAAUUUAACUGAACUCAAAUCAUUUGGCUCGCCACCCAAGGCGGUGGUUAAUGUAUGCGCUGCAGUUAUGGUGCUGCUGGCUACCAAUGGCAAAAUACCACGUGAUCGCAGCUGGAAGACAGCGAAGCUAAUGAUGGUGCGCGUGGAUCAGUUUCUGAACGAUUUGCUGCACUACAACAAGGACAAUAUACAUCCGAAUAUUAUAGAAACGCUGCAGGAAUAUCUAAAGGAUCCGGAGUUUAAUCCUGAUAAGGUAGUGCAAAAGUCAGUAGCUGCAGCGGGUCUCUGCGCCUGGGUCAUCAACUUGCAUCGUUAUCAUCAGGUCUUUCUCAUUGUGGGGCCCAAGCAAAAGGCUUUGCAGGACUCGCAUCAGGAGUUGCUGGAGGCACGUGAGCGGCUGCAGUAUCUCAAGUCAAAGAUUAACAAUCUGGAGCUUAAGCUGGCUGAAAUACAAGCAGAAUUCGAGCAUGCAGUGGCUGAGAAGCAGAAAUGCCAAAACGAAGCGGACAAGACGACAUUCACCAUCGAUCUGGCGCAUCGUCUGGUCAACGGACUGGCCAACGAGAAUGUGCGCUGGCGAGAAUCGGUGCAAAGCUUACAGGCCAAGAUUGGCACGCUACCUGGAGAUAUACUGUUAAUUUCCUCAUUUCUAUCGUACGUGGGCUGUUUUACGCGUCGCUACCGCGAGGAGCUGCAGCUCAAGAUGUGGCUGCCGAGCUUUCGCAAAAUGGACCCCCAUAUACCGCAUACCGAGGGAAUUGAGCCAUUAUCGUUGCUAUCAGACGAUGCACAAAUUGCCACUUGGAAUAAUGAGGGCCUGCCCAUGGACGGCAUGUCCACAGAGAAUGCCACAAUCUUGCAGCACUCCACGCGCUGGCCGCUGAUGAUUGAUCCGCAGCUACAAGGCAUCAAAUGGAUCAAGAGUCGCUUUGGUCAGUCACUUGUGGUGCUGCGCUUAACUCAGCGUGGAUUUCUGGAGCUGCUGGAGAAGUCGAUUACCCAAGGCGACACGGUGCUGAUUGAGCAAAUUGAGGAAACAAUGGACACUGUGCUGGAGCCGCUGCUGAGUCGGGCGCUGAUCAAAAAGGGUCGCUAUUUGCGCAUAGGCGAAAAGGAAAUGGAAUUCAAUGCAAACUUCCGUUUGAUAUUGCACACCAAGCUGGCCAAUCCGCACUACAAGCCGGAAAUGCAGGCGCAAACGACGCUGAUUAACUUUACCGUUACACCGGAUGGCCUGGAGGAACAGCUGCUGGCGGAAGUGGUCAAAAUCGAGCGACCCGACCUAGAGCAAAUGAAAAUCGAUGUAACGCUGCAGCAGAAUAGCUUCAAAAUAUCGCUCAAGGCGCUGGAGGAUGAGCUGCUGGCACGCCUCGCAUCCGCAGGCGAAAAUGUGCUGGCGGAUCAUGCGCUAGUGCUGAAUCUGGAGAACACCAAGCGCACAGUGGACGACAUUGAGUGCAAAGUGCGUGAGGCGCAUCUCACAACGCUGCAGAUUGAUGAGACGCGCAACAUUUAUCGCUCAGCCGCCAAGCGUGCGGCUAUUCUCUACUUUGUGCUCAACGAUCUGAGUCGCAUUAAUCCGAUCUACAAGUUCUCGCUCAAGUCCUUUAUGCAUGUCUUUCGCCAGGCCAUUGCCUUGGCCACAGAUUCGAAGAGCUUGGACAAGCGCGUGCUGCAUCUGGUGGAGUCCAUCACGCUGCAGACCUAUCGCUAUACACUGCGUGGUCUCUUCGAGGCGGACAAGCUAACCUUCACCUCACAUCUAACGCUGCGCAUUAUGAUUGCCGCCGAGCAGGUGGCCAAGGAUGAAACGGACUUUCUGCUGCGCUAUCCACAUGAUCCCAAUACACUUUCGCCUUUAGAUUUUGUUGGACGCAGCGCCUGGGGCGGCAUCAAGUCGCUGGCGCUUAUCGAACACUUCUAUGGCAUUGACAAGGAUAUGGAAAACUAUACGAAGCGCUGGCGCAAGUUCAUGUCCAGCGAUGCGCCCGAGCGUGAGCAGUUCCCUGGCGAGUGGAAGCAUCGCACGCCGCUGCAGAAACUUUGCAUUGUGCGCGCGCUGCGUCCGGAUCGCAUGACCUAUGCCAUGGCACUGUUUGUGGAGCAGACCAUGGGACGUGUUUACGCUGAGGUGCAGACGCCGCCAUUUGUGGCCAUUUUCAAGGAGCUGAAUGCAGCUACGCCGGCGUUCUUUAUACUCUCGCCUGGUGUGGAUCCCAUACGUGAUGUGGAGCGCUACGGGCAGCAGCAAAGUUUCCAUGCAGACUCUGGCACGCUCAUAAACAUUUCACUGGGUCAGGGCCAAGAGCUGCUGGCCGAGCAGGCCAUAGAGCAGGCGCUGGCUAGUGGUCAACAGUGGGUCAUACUGCAGAAUAUUCACCUGGUAGUCAAUUGGCUGCCCACGCUGGAGAAGCUCAUCGAACGCAUUGUGCUGCAAAGCGAAGCGCAAGGCGAGUCCAACUUUCGUUUAUUUAUUAGCGCCGAGCCCGCACCCGAUGCACAGUAUCAUGUCAUACCGCAGGGCAUACUGGAGUCAUCGUUGAAGGUGGUCAAUGAGCCGCCCGCUGGCAUGGCUGCCAAUCUGCACAAGGCCUGGGACAACUUCUCGCAGGAAACGCUCGAGACGUGCACACAGGAGGCGGAGUACAAGUCCAUACUGUUUGCGCUUUGCUACUUUCAUGCGCUGGCGGGCGAGCGACGCAAGUUUGGUCCACAGGGCUGGAACAAGGUGUAUCCGUUCAAUGUGGGCGACUUGAGCAUCUCGGCCAGCGUGCUGCACAAUUAUUUGGAGGGCAGCAAUCGCAUACCUUGGGAGGAUCUGCGCUAUCUCUUUGGCGAAAUUAUGUACGGCGGUCAUAUUACCGACGACUGGGACAGACGCCUAUGUCAAACAUUUCUGGAGGAGCUGCUGCAGCAGGAUUUGAUUGACGGUGACUUUGAGCUCUGUCCCGGCUUUCCAGCGCCACCCAAUCUAGAGUUCGAGGGCUAUCACAGCUACAUAAACGAAAUGCUGCCCGAAGAGUCGCCCAUGCUUUAUGGUCUGCAUUCCAAUGCGGAGAUUGGCUUUCUUACCAGCGCUUCGGAGCAGCUGCUGCGCACUAUUUUCGAACUGCAGCCACGCGAAUCCGAGCUGAGCUCACACUGUGGCGCACCGCGUGAGGAGCUGGUCAAGAUUAUGAUUGACGAUUUUCUGGACAAGCUGCAGGAUGAGUUCAAUCUUCAAGCGCUGCUCAUACGCGUCGAACGCAAGACGCCCUUUGUGGUAGUGGCGCUCCAAGAGUGCGAGCGCAUGAAUGCGCUCAUACGCGAGAUCAAGCGCUCGCUACGCGAACUCAUGCUGGGCCUGAAGGGUGAGCUAACGAUUACGCAAGAAAUGGAGCUGCUGGACUAUGCCAUCUUUUAUGAUCAUGUGCCAACGGCGUGGGCUCAACUGGCUUAUCCCAGCAUGCUGGGCCUGCAGGGCUGGUUUGCUGAUCUGCUGCAUCGCAUCAAGGAGCUGGCUGGCUGGCUAAACGACUUCAAGCUGCCCUGCGCCAUCUGGCUGGGUGGUCUCUUCAAUCCGCAAAGCUUUCUCACAGCCAUUAUGCAGGAGAGCGCUAGAAAGCAUGAUCUGCCCCUGGAUCGCAUGCUGGUCAGUUGUGAUGUUACCAAGAAGCAAAAGGAUGAUGUUACCUUGCCGCCCAUGGAGGGCGCAUUUGUGCAUGACCUUUACCUGGAUGGCGCCAGCUGGGAUUGCCAGCUCAAUUCGAUUGUGGCGCUGCAUCCGAAGGAACUGCUCUGCGCCAUGCCCGUCAUAUAUAUCAAAUCCAUUGUGCAGGAGAAACAGGAAUUGCAGCGCGUGUACGAGUGUCCGCUCUACAAGACCAGAUCCCGUGGCAACACCUAUGUCUGGACGCUCAAUUUAAAGACACGCGAACGCCCAGCUAAGUGGAUAUUGGCUGGCGCAGCGCUUUUAUUACAGCCAUAGAACAUAGAAAAGCAGCUUCAUUGUGCUGGCCCUGGCCAACGCCCACCCAAGCAGCACCACAAAAGCUUUAUUGUGUGUGUGUAUGGCAAGCUAAAAAGCGUCGAUUGACUGAGAACUGCGACUGCGAAUCGUCAAUAAACUUGUAUUUAUAGCGCUUCGUCAAUCGCCGUUCCAAGCAACUCGCGUGAGUUUCACGUAAUUGCACUCUAAGCACGUAUUCAAAGAGAACUAAAGCGAAGCUUCGUUGGCUCGGUUAAUGCUGUGCUUAAGAGAAAUU
Messenger RNA from Drosophila busckii, 14812 nucleotides. Its product is annotated as dynein beta chain, ciliary. The record is from RefSeq and is a predicted model, not a curated record. Lineage: Eukaryota; Metazoa; Arthropoda; Insecta; Diptera; Drosophilidae. Gene Ontology annotation, biological process: microtubule-based movement. The transcript is spliced from 29 exons. Bases 1 to 14535 code for a protein of 4844 amino acids. Gene Ontology annotation, cellular component: dynein complex. Gene Ontology annotation, molecular function: ATP binding; dynein intermediate chain binding; dynein light intermediate chain binding.